UCUCCCAUUCAUUCACACAAGAAAAGGAAGAACAGCCCCCAGAGAACUCCAGAUUCUCACGACUUUUCAUUUCAUUUGAAUCUUUCUCUUCGAUCUCCUCCCCUUUUUCACAAAACAAAAUUACAUACAUAUAUAUAUAUAUCUCCUCCUUCGUAUUUAUUAUUAAACAAAAUAGCGGGUCUGGCGCGUCCUCUGUUUUCUCCACCUUCUUCCCCCAAAAUUAUUUGAACAUGUCUUCCAUGUUAGCAUCGCCAGGGUUGGUCUUAGCGACGGCCAUGGCCGUCUCCGGCACCGUCAUCUUCCUCGCCCUCCGCCGGGAAAAGAAUUUCCCGCCUACCCAUUUUCUGGCGAAACAAGAUUCCCGCCCCGCGAAGCCAAUUCUUCGGUCCUGCAUCUGUUCAGAUGGAAAGAAGAGGGAGAGAAAGAACAAGAAGAGAGUUCAAUUUGCGGCGAGCGUGAAGGACCAAGCAGGGGAUGGUGAGGAGUACAGGAAGGAGCACGGCAAGCCACCGGCGUCGGGAAUUCAGGGAAGUUGCAGGGGUGAAAUCGGUGGAAGUCAAGCGAAUCGAGUGGCUUUGUACAGCGGAAUUCUUAGGGAUCGUUUACAGCGUUUGGAGUGCUCUUAUUGAUUAUAAUAAUAAUAAUAAUAAUAAUUUUGGUACAUACUGUAUAUUUUCUUGGUUUUUCUUUUUUCUUGGAUCGUAAUUGUUUGCCAAAUAGUUUUCUUGGUUCGUGUUUGUUUGUGUUAAUUCCAAACCCAGCUAUUUCUAAUUUGAAUCUGUUUUGGGUUUGGGUGGAGGAGCAAAGGAAAGUGUAAGAAACAGGGGAAACAUUUUUGUUUUCCUAUCAUCAAGUUUGUAAAUAGUACAAGAGCUUUGUACA
This is a messenger RNA of Rhododendron vialii, 882 nucleotides long. RefSeq lists its product as uncharacterized. The transcript has 2 exons. Lineage: Eukaryota; Viridiplantae; Streptophyta; Magnoliopsida; Ericales; Ericaceae. The coding region runs from base 231 to 629 and encodes 132 amino acids. The record is from RefSeq and is a predicted model, not a curated record.